Molecule: messenger RNA, 2435 nt
Organism: Ochotona curzoniae (black-lipped pika)
Lineage: Eukaryota; Metazoa; Chordata; Mammalia; Lagomorpha; Ochotonidae
Gene: FAM8A1
Product: family with sequence similarity 8 member A1
Exons: 5
Coding region: 42-1250 (402 amino acids)
Source: RefSeq, a predicted model, not a curated record
GCGCCGUGACAGGUUCUGCGAAGGCUGCCGCCGCGGCGACGAUGGCAGAAGGGCCCGAGGAAGCCCGGGGUCGCCCUCCGGGAGGGGACCACGCGCCCGGCCCCUCCCCGAGAGGCCCUCCCGCGGCCGCCACCCCUUGUCCCCGAGAUCCGGCGCCUGUGGAACCCCAGGCCCCGGGCCGGCCCCUCACCCCGAGCCUCGCCCCGGAGGAAUCGGAGGCGCCCAGGGAGCUGAGGAGACGCCGAGAGGCGGCCUCGAGCUCCGGCGCGGGGCUGCAGGAGCCGCCGGGCCGCGAGGCGGCUGAGACGGAGGCGCCGCGGGACAAGCCGGCGCGGCUGAGCGCCCGCGAGUACUCGCGACAGGUGCACGAGUGGCUGUGGCAGUCCUACUGCGGCUACCUCACCUGGCACAGCGGGCUGGCCGCCUUCCCCGCCUACUGCAGCCCCCCGCCGCCCCAGCCCAGCUACCCCGCGGCCGCCGCCCCCCAGGCCGCGGCGCCGACCCCGCAGCUGGCCUAUUACAACCCCUUCUACUUUCUGAGCGCCGGGGCGGCCGCGGGGCCCGAGCCCGGGGCGGCCGCGGGCAUCAGCACCCCGACCCCGGUGGCGGGCCUGGGACCCCGGGCUCCUCACGGGCAGGGUACGGGCCGGGCCGCUCCGGGGACUCGGGCGGGAUCCGCAGCCCCUCCGCGCACCGCGGGCGAGAGCGGGAGGCCGGCAGGCAGGGAGUAUGUUAUUCCAUCCUUGGCCCACCGAUUCAUGGCAGAGAUGGUGGAUUUCUUCAUUCUGUUCUUUAUAAAAGCAACCAUUGUCUUAAGCAUCAUGCACCUCAGUGGAAUCAAGGAUAUCUCUAAGUUUGCUAUGCAUUAUAUCAUAGAAGAAAUAGAUGAAGACACAUCAAUGGAAGAUUUGCAGAAAAUGAUGGUUGUGGCUCUUAUCUACAGAUUAUUAGUUUGUUUCUAUGAGAUAAUUUGCAUUUGGGGAGCCGGCGGAGCAACCCCUGGGAAGUUCCUGCUAGGGCUCCGAGUUGUGACGUGCGAGACAUCAGUACUGAUCGCUCCAAGUCGGGUCUUGGUGAUUCCUUCCUCAAACGUUAGCAUCGCAACGUCCACCAUACGAGCUUUGAUCAAGAAUUUUUCUAUUGCUUCUUUUUUCCCUGCUUUCAUCACACUGCUAUUUUUUCAACAUAAUCGAACAGCGUAUGACAUUGUAGCAGGAACUAUUGUGGUAAAAAGAAACGGGGUCAGAUGAUGGCCCAGAAAAGCCCUAAUUCCAUACUGAUUGGAAUAAUGACAAGACUAAAUUAUGUAUCAGCACGAUCAGUAUCCCUGGGUAACCUUAAUUGACAACUUCAAAAUUAAAGCAGUCACUCCAGUGUGAGGCAGGAGACUAUUGGAAAGUAUUGAUUUUACUUGAAUACCAAAGAACUGUGCCAGAAAAAAGAUGUUCAAGUGUUAAAAAUGCUUAGCUCAAAGAGAAGGCAACUGCGUUCGUAAUCACCAAUGGACAAUAUAUAUGUAUAUAUACUUUCUGAAAAUCUAAGACAUUAGAAUUUGCCAAAUGCAUUUUCAUCUUUGAAAUCUCCAAGUGAAACUUUAAAAUUGUACCUUGGUUUUUCCCCCCAAAUGAUGGAAACUGUCCAGUUGUGUUUGUACACACCUCUGUCAUUUCAUCUUUUAGGUAACGCUUCUUGAGGAACUUGCCUUCCUUGGUUUUUGGCAGGAGCGAGGACACAAAUUGGAGGGUCCACUCGCCUCCCAUGCCGGGAGGUGGCGGGCGAGUGAAGCUGCGAGGGCGAGGGGCAGCUAACAGCUCUCUUGCCCUCAAGCGUUUUGAGCCGUUCUGUGGCUCACCGCAGUAAUGAUGUAACUUUAUAACUGUCCUUAAGCUCAGAUGUGCUUUGGGGGGCAAGUUCCUCAUGAUGACGAAAAGGUAUUAUGUCAUAUUGCUAUAUUGUUGAAUUUUUAAAGAAAAGGUAAGUUUUAGUGAUUGCUUGUAACGGGAGGAAAAAGUAAAUUGUCAUUGUAGUUUUAACUUGAAAUUCAUGUGUAUUUUCAGUGACCCAAAGUCAGACUCUAACUGUAUGGGGGAAACGUUAAGUUCCCUCAGUUGCAUAGUUCCCCUAAAACAUUCCUACUCUGUGUGUGCAGCAUGACCAAAGUGUUCCGAGUGUGAGCGUAGCCUGCAUUUCUAGAGCGCACACUUGCAUCUGCUUGCCUUUCUCUCACAUUCUAGAUAGUCCCAUGACUGCUGACACAUCAAGGUCAGGACCCUGGCUAGUUCAUCAGUAGCUCUGUGUGCUUGUGUCGUGGCCUGUGAGACAGUCACAGACUUCCCCUUAGGAGCUGCUCUCUCUACAGCAAGCGAGGGGCUCCCAGGCAGGUGUCGCCCUACGCUACGGAGGCUCAUUUGGGCCUUGCAGGAGAUGAAGUUAUG